Molecule: messenger RNA, 969 nt
Organism: Aureobasidium melanogenum CBS 110374
Lineage: Eukaryota; Fungi; Ascomycota; Dothideomycetes; Dothideales; Saccotheciaceae
Exons: 3
Coding region: 1-969 (322 amino acids)
Molecular function (GO): hydrolase activity
Source: RefSeq, a predicted model, not a curated record
AUGAGGGAGUACACAGCAUCAUGGCUGGCUGCAGAGAAGUCCAUGGGAGGACAAAGAACUGCUCUACACGGAAAUUCGGAAGAAAUGCGUGCCCAAUUCGAUGGCAUGCUUGCUGCACUGGCUCCGCUGUAUCCUCCACCGUCAGACGCAGUCGUUUCCAGAGAUCACGAGGUCGGAAACUUCAAAGUCAGAGUAUACACGAAGACUCGUGCUUCUGGUACUCCUCUACCGGUUGGUCUGUUUACACAUGGCGGUGGCUUUGUUCUGGGAUCCCUUGACAGCGAAGACGCUUUCUGCCGUCUCCUUGUCGAACAUGCCAACACUAUGAUAAUCAGUAUCGAUUACAGACUCUCACCUGAGGUCAAAACGCCUGUUCACCUCGAGGAUUGUCUUGCGGGACUCAAAUGGGUUCUAAGUAAUGCGCAGUCAUUCGGUGGUGAUGUUGCCAAGAUCUAUACCAUUGGAGAUUCUGCUGGUGCUCAGAUGGCUCUCGGCGUCGCUCGCAAGGUCAGAACUGGACAAGCAGAGGUCCCCUCGGACUCUGUCAAAGGUGUUGUGGCCUUGGUACCCGCAGCUUUCCACCUCAGUUCCAUCCCGAAAGAAUACGAACAAGAAUACACGGCUUACGAGGAAAACGCAACAAACGUACCUAUUUUCGACGCAAAAUCCAUAGAACAGAUUGUGGAGCACUCUGGUAUCAAAGCUGACGAUGCCGAUUACCUGGUUGGACUUGAUCAAGAGUCGCACAAGCUAUUCCCCCCAACCUACAUCGUAACCUGCGAGUUCGACCCACUUCGGGAUGAUGGCAUUGUCCUAGCGAAGUGCUUGAAGAGUGCCGGAGUUCCCGUCAAAUACGAUCAUUACGAUGGCCUACCUCAUGUUUUCUGGGUAAACCCUAUCUUGCCAGAAACAAAAGUGUUCAUGAAGAAUCUGCUGGAAGGCGUGGACUGGGUAAUUAGACAGAUGUAG